Messenger RNA from Mobula hypostoma (lesser devil ray), 2608 nucleotides. RefSeq names its product NADH-cytochrome b5 reductase-like. The record is from RefSeq and is a predicted model, not a curated record. NCBI's taxonomy places the organism in Eukaryota, Metazoa, Chordata, Chondrichthyes, Myliobatiformes, Myliobatidae. Gene Ontology annotation, molecular function: cytochrome-b5 reductase activity, acting on NAD(P)H. The transcript has 6 exons. The coding region runs from base 935 to 1894 and encodes 319 amino acids.
CAAAAUACAUUUAUUAUCAAACUAUAUGUUACUAUAUGCUUCCUUGACAUUUAUUGUCUUGCAGAUAUUUACACGAAAAUAAAGAAAUGCAAUAGAAUUUAUGAAACACUAUACAUAACAAAGACUGACAAACACCAAUGUACAAAAUAAGACAAAUCAUGAAAAUAAUAAAAAAGUAAAUAAAUAAUACCAAGAACAUGAGUUGUAGAACACUUGGAAGUGAGCCUAUAGAUUGUUCAACGUCGAGGUGGGUGAAGUUAUCCAUUCUGGAUCAGGAGUCUGAUGGUCGUAGAUUAAAAACGUUCCUGAACCUGGUGAUGUGGGACCUAAGACUCCCGAACCUCCUGCCCGUUGAUAGUAGGUACUAUAGGAUAUGGAUAUUACAUAGGAAGGAGGGAUUUGUUAAGUUGUGCAUUACUUUGCAAAUUUAACUACAAACGUUUGUAGUUCAGCACAACAUUGUAGAGUGAAGGUUCUGUUCCUAUACCAUACAGUUCCAGGUGUUAAUUGCAUGAUGAGAAGUUUCCUAACGUCAUCAGUGUGAGGUGGUUUGUACUUUUGUUUUCUUUUGCAUGCUUGACUGAUAUUUAUAUGAUAAGUUGAAAUCCUACAAAUUGUAUUUACAAUAUUAUUGUCUCCGCAGCUAAGUUUAGUGCUAAAAAGAUCGUAAUUAUAAAUUUUCUAAUUAUUUUCUUUGAAAUAACGUUUGUCUAACAGUAACAUUGCUAAUAUCUUCUACUGUUUGACUAUUUUUAUAACCGUAUUUAAUUAUGUACAUUAAUUUUUACAUUAGCCACAAACUUAGCAUGAAAAGAAUGCUACAUUUCAAAUAAUUUUGAUUUUGUAAAUUUCAAGUGAAAUGUAAUAUGUGAGAUCGACAAUAUAGAUUAAAGUUUUAGUGUUGUGAGGAGUUGAGGGCAUUGCUAGUUUUUGAAUGAAAUUGUAUUUUAUUUUACAGGUGAUGGCUGAAAAUUAUGAUGAAUGGCUUUCUCUUCAACCACGUGAACCUCUGCCUACUCAGUGUUGUGGUAGUGGUUGUAAUCCCUGUGUAUUUGAUAUUUAUGAGAAGGAACUCAUGCAAUGGAAGCAGGCAAGAACUAAAGGAGUUCAACAUUUUCUGAGUAAGGAUAAUGAGUCAAACCAGAAUGAUUUGCAGUUAAUUGCAGCUGAGAACUGGAGCGCUUUUCAGAUAGUAUAUGUGGAGCAGCAGGCAGCCGAUACUUAUUUAUAUAGAUUCCAGCUUCCCAGUGGCUGCUGUCUUGGAUUGACUGUGGGGCAGCACAUUGUGGCAAAGGGCAUUAUCAAUGGUCUGGAGGUCCAAAGAGCAUAUACUCCAGUGAGUCCUGUGAAUGCAGAAGGUUAUUUUGAAGUUCUGAUAAAGAUCUAUAAAGAUGGAUUAAUGUCUCAACAUGUAAAGACCUGGAAGGAGACAGAUACUGUUUGCUGGAGGGGCCCUUUUGGAGGGUUUCCAUACAAACCGAAUCAAUAUGAGCAGCUUCUGCUAUUUGUCUCAGGAACUGGUAUUGCUCCAAUGGUACCUCUGCUCCAGUAUAUUGUGGCAGAUGAGGACGAUGAAACUUUUGUUACCCUGGUUGGCUGUUUCAGGACCUUUCAGGAUAUCUACAUGAAACCUCAACUCCAGGAACUAGCCGCUUACUGGAAUGUGAAAACCUUGUUUGUUCUGAGCCAGGAGCACGAUAUGAAACAUCUUCUGAGGAGUUACCAGGAAAAAACUUACCUUGGACGUAUAAAUGGUGAUUUGGUGAAGAAUUUUGUAAACUCGUGCAGAAGGAAACCAUUCAUUUUGAUUUGUGGAUCCAUCACAUUCAGUAAAGAUAUCCUUAACUAUCUCAGCAAGUUAGGCCUAUCAGAAGAUUUGUACUUUGUGUUUUAGACGACUAGAACCUUGUUACUGUGGAUUCAAUUCUGCAACAACAAAGAAGCCUCUGUUAUUAUUGGAAGACUCUACUCUAAAGACUUAAACCAAUAAAAUUGAGCAGAACUCAAUCCUAGAAAUUAGAAGAAGUGCAUGUGUACAGAUUACUGAAUAACAAGGCUAAGGGACCAUCAGUGGUUCUAAGUAGCAUAAUCCAUGAGAAUUAAUUGAGGGAUUUGGUAAAAUUAUGGUAAGUCUAUAAUUCAACUGAACUGUUUAACUGUACAGUGAACACUCAUACUUGUACUGACAAGCCAUUAUUCUUUUUCUGCUUUUCUUACUGAUGGCACACUUGUGCAAGAAUGUAAUCCCAAAGAUAUCUGUCGCUGUUCAGAAUCAAUGAUAAAUCUCUAUGAUCUGUGGAUUCCACGAUGCUUCAGGGUUGCCUGAAGCUGCAUCUAAAGAAAAUGAGUUUCACUGAAAUAAUUUAUAAAAUUGUAAACCUUACACCUUUCUGUAAAUUUCCCAGUCACAGUUUAAUUGAAGAACACAAGAAAACAGGAGCAGAAGUAAGCCGCCUGGCUGAUUUGCUGAUCUCAACUCCUCUGCCCGUUCUACAUAGUCCUCAAUUUCCCAGUCUUUCAAAAAAUUACCUUCUUCCUUAUAUACCACCAAUAUCUUAGCCUCCACAAACUUCUAGAUAUAGAAUUUCAGAAACCCACCACCUCUUCG